Lepisosteus oculatus (spotted gar) is the source of this 3393-nucleotide messenger RNA. It is a transcript of the gene skp2, whose product is annotated as S-phase kinase-associated protein 2, E3 ubiquitin protein ligase. Gene Ontology annotation, biological process: SCF-dependent proteasomal ubiquitin-dependent protein catabolic process; G2/M transition of mitotic cell cycle; regulation of cell cycle. Gene Ontology annotation, cellular component: nucleus; SCF ubiquitin ligase complex; cytosol. Lineage: Eukaryota; Metazoa; Chordata; Actinopteri; Semionotiformes; Lepisosteidae. The record is from RefSeq and is a predicted model, not a curated record. Gene Ontology annotation, molecular function: protein binding.
AGCACGAAGGCGGGCAACCAAGCGGGAGGUUUAAAAUUAAUCCCGCUUGCUUGUGCGUGGAAACAAUAUUGAGAAUUCUGAUAAAUCUGACGGACACAAAGGGAACAUGUCUAAAGAAAGAAGACACCUCCAGGAGCUGCCUUCCAUGAGUGGGAAUCUGCCAGACUGGACACUGUCCACAUCGCAGGGGGGGAAGAAGGGGGUCCAGUCGGAUAUGGACAAUGAGAACACCCCUCAGGACCUCAUUCACAGCUGGUCCCCUCCUCGCAAACAGCAGAGGAUAAGCCGGGGGAAGGAGAAUGAAGAGGCCGUGUUUGUCUUGGCCAGGAGGCCUUGGAGGAAGAAGGAACAGACAGGGUUCUCCUGGGACAGCCUGCCAGACGAGCUCCUGCUGGGAAUAUUUCACAGCCUCCCUCUGCGGGACCUGCUGCGGGCCUCCCGCGUGUGCAAGCGCUGGCAUCGCCUGGCGUUUGACGAGUCUCUGUGGUUCAGUGUGGACCUGGAGGGCAAGGCCCAGCUGGACCGCGCACUCAGCCAGGUUCUGACCACGGGAGCGGUAGCCCUGCGCUGUCCACGGACCUUCAUAGGACAGCCCUCGUUUCCUGACACAAAGCCCCUGCGUGUCCAGCACUUGGACUUGUCCAACUGCACAGUGAGCAGCGCUGCGCUGGAAGAAAUCCUGAGGCGCUGCUGUCGGCUCCAGAACCUGAGUUUGGAAGGGCUGGGUCUCUCUGAUCACAUCCUUCAAUCGUUAUCCCAGAACCCGGAGCUGGUGCGGCUGAACAUGUCCGGCUGCUCGGCAUUCUCGAGCCAGGCCCUGGGAGAGGUGCUUGAAGGCUGCACAAGGCUUGAAGAGCUGAAUGCCUCCUGGUGUCCUGACUUCAGCAAUGAGCACAUAAAAACCUUGGUCACCGCAAUCCCUGCCAGCGUCACACGACUGAACCUCAGUGGUUACAGGCACAACUUGCAAAUGGACGAUGUGAAAGUCCUGCUGGGAAGGUGUCCGAACCUCACGGACCUGGACCUGAGCGACAGCGUCCUGCUGACGCCCGACGUCUUCCAGUAUUUCCAGCAGCUCCCAGCUCUCCAGCACCUGGCGCUGAGCCGCUGCUAUCAGAUCCACCCGGCUGCGCUGGUCGAGCUGGAGAAGUUCCCUGGCUUGAAGACCCUGGAGGUGUUCGGCAUCGUGCAGGACGCCUACCUGCCCAUCCUGAAGAAGGGCCUCCCACACAUCAAGGUCAACAGCUGCUGCUUCACCGCCAUCAGCCGGCCCACCCCGGCGGGCAGGAGGGACCGGGCCCUGUGGGGUCUCCGCUGCCAGCUGGCCUACAGGCAGCCACCAGGCCUGUAGGGGCAAAGACUGCAGUUCCCGGCGACCGGAGGAGGAGCGAGCGUCCGUGGUGGGCAGGGACCCGAGACCGACUCCCAGAGUAAACUGGGGUGCAUCCUUCUUUCUCACCGGAGAAGUGCCACGUUCGUCUCUUUCAAACGUUCCCCCUGCCCGUGGGGUAGACCAGUGAUGCCCAGCUCCAGCCCCUGACUACCUGAGUAGAGAAAUCCUGUACCCUUUUGGUUCCUGAUGUAAAUGCUUGAAGUGGUGAGAUCAGUCUCAUUUGCCCCGAUGUUUGUACAGCUGACACAUUGUCCCACGUUGUCCCAGACUGCAAGCAUGGAAAGCCUCAGGCAGACACCUUGGUGAAAAUCAGCCACUUGUUACAGCACGUGGACGUGUAACUUUGCAUAACCCAGUGCUCAAGCUCAGGCUGGAAAAUCUCAGUCCCUUUGUUCCCAUUAUGAAUUGUGUUGUUUGCUGUACUGGGUUUGUAAGGAAGAUUGUGAUUUCCCCACUGCUGGACCUGUUGGCUGGGUUAACUAGGGCAGUGGCUCGCUGUCAGAAUGUGGACGGGCAAGUUGGAUUUUGAUGUUUUUCCUUUUUAUUUUAUGCAGGACCAUCAGGAUUACAUAUGGAAGCGCAAAUGGAAAAUGAAUAUAUUUUAGUAUUCCGAAAAAAGAUGUGCUGCCCUUAGUAAAAGGAAACAAGUAGGCUUAUCUAGUGUUUUAAUGUGGAUUAGAUAUAAUUAAGAUGUGUUCUUUUAACUAAGUCCCCUUUAGAGAUCUGUGCAGUGUUUUUUAUACAGGAUUGGUUGAAUGUGCAUCAGCCAGAAAUGCAGCUCAGCCUUUCCCCAAUUUUAUCCAUUUUUCAGCAAUAAACUCCCUUUAACUGUGGCCGAUGUUGCAGUUCAUUGUUUUCCAUGCAGCAGUGCCAUGGCCAGUCUGAAGAAGAGUGAAUCCCAACACUAGGCUGUCUCUCCUCAGCAGGGCAAAAGGCUGUAUUUUGCAAGUAUUUGUAGUACUUGCAAAAUAUACUGUUUUAAGAAUUUUCUCAACCUCCGUAAGUGCGCAUUAAUUAAGAGAGCUCUUGUUCAUUAUUUUGACAGACAAAAAUACUUCCUGAAGUGUUUGGUUCAGAAAUGUCUGGGGUGGCCUUCUGUAUCAAUACCAGAAACUAAAAUUAUUUUAAAAAUUCAGCCACCAUUUAAAAAAAAACAAUUUAAUGCACAAUAAUGUGAUUGCAAAUGAUGAGGAAAAGAAAUUCUGUCUGUCCUUAUGUAUCUCAUGAGCAGGAUUGGGGAGCCCUGUGUAAAAGCAAGAUUGUGAGUUAAAAAAAACCUGCAACAGGCAUACACUACUCCAGUCCUGGAAGGUCAUAUAGUCUGCUGUUAUUAAUUUCACUAAUUGCUUAUGGUUAUUGCAUUAAGUAAACCAAUUAAUCAUUUUUUCCCAGUUCAGUAGGUGUUCAAGAUUUAAAGAGAGCUGUACAUUUUCAUUUGCAGCAUAGUUUCUUAAAACGUCUUACAAAAAUCACUGUUCCCACCCUCUUGUAUUUUGAUGCUGCGUUUUGAAGUGCUGGAGAUAUCAAGUUGAGCUGUGCCCUGGAACCCUUUCCCAGACUAGGUUAGUGUUAGCUGCCAUGCCAAGAAAAGCUGUUGGCUGUGCUGGUUCAUGGGGAGAGUCGUGCAGAGGUCAUUUCUUUAACAACCAGGUUGGCAGAGUUGACCCUGUUUCCACAGCAGUCCCAGGUGAAAUGUUUAGAUUUGGUCAGUUUUUGCGUUCACACUGUUAAAAACAUUUCUGAAAAAAUAAGCCUUUUUGUCAAACCUGCAGUACAACAUCCGUGCUGCCCCAAGGCAGGAGAUUGGUUUAAAGUGCACGCUUGUGUCCUGAGAAGGAUAGAUGUAGUACAUGGUCAAGUUUUACUCUGUUCUACCAACCCUUAGACAUUUUAACCCAAAGAACAAGGUGUACAGCUUUUCUUUUAAAACCAACUUAGAUUAACAGUUACAUUUGUCAUUCGUUUUCUUAAAGACACGCAGUAUUUGUGUGGUUCUACUU